This is a messenger RNA of Cydia splendana, 2328 nucleotides long. RefSeq names its product centromere/kinetochore protein zw10-like. The transcript has 4 exons. Gene Ontology annotation, biological process: mitotic spindle assembly checkpoint signaling; endoplasmic reticulum to Golgi vesicle-mediated transport. Gene Ontology annotation, cellular component: RZZ complex. The coding region runs from base 38 to 2326 and encodes 762 amino acids. NCBI's taxonomy places the organism in Eukaryota, Metazoa, Arthropoda, Insecta, Lepidoptera, Tortricidae. The record is from RefSeq and is a predicted model, not a curated record.
GCAUGUAUUAUGAACGAACUGUCACGUUACGUCACAAAUGUCAAAGCAUAUUCGAAUUUCAAAAAUCAAAACACUUAACCGAAGUUUAUCCGAUAAUACAAAAGAACUACUGUGUUUCGAGAUUAACUUAAACAAAAUGAGUUUAGUAAGUGCUGUGCUACAAGAAGUCGAUUCUACUAAAAUGAAGGAUUUUAAGAAAUAUAGCGACGAAUUAACGCCCAGGCUCAAAGACCUCAUCGAACGUGUGGAAAUAUUAUCAUGGACAUUGCAGCAACAUUUUAUCGACUCUUACCUCAACUACACCACAACGAAAAGCCUGGAGCAAUUGAAUUACAAGAAUAGAAAAGGAAACAUCGUCAAUGACUACGCUACCAUCACUGAAGAGUUAAAAUCCUUGCGUGAAAAGUUCAACAUUACUGACGAAGAGUUCAAUGAACGUUGUGAAAAAUUGGACAAAUCCAUGGAUGUUUUAAACGAAUUUUGUGUUGCUGCUGAAGGUAAGCGCGUCUUACAGGUUGCCAACCAUGAAUUCAGGAGGCACAAUUACUGUGAAGCUAUGUUAUCCAUUAAAAAGCUUCAAGAUCAGAUCCAGCUCUUAAAUUUUAAGGGAGACGCGGCUAAAGCUUUGCUAAACUUGAUAGCGCAAGCUGAAAAUCAAUUGUCAUUGUAUACUGCUCAAUUGAGUGUGGAGUGGGAAGAUCUUUUCUCAUGGUCAGAGCUCCCUAGUCUCCAUUUCCUCACUUAUUCAUUGUCUGUGCAACAGAGUGAUCCUAUUAUGCUACAGAAAGUUCUCAGAACUUUAUAUGUAACUAAAAGAUUAAAUGCAGAGUUAGGUCAGUUUUCCCAUUUCUUCAUAGAUCAGCUUUUACAUAAUGUGAUAAGGCAUAACUGUGAGAUAUUUACUGAAGACCACAUAGGUGCUAUUUUCUUCAAUAUUAAAAUAGAUUUGGCCAACAAGACUAAGCCUAACUAUCAGACAAUAUUCAUCAACCUAACAGCCAUCUUUGAGUUCCUGCAGUCAACUCUGGGCUCUCAGUUGGAAGGCGACCAAAACUUCAUCGAAAUUUUUGGUAAUUCCAUUAGACAAAAAUUCUUUAAUAAAAUAAUUGAUGAUUGCAUCAGGAACAACUUGCCGUCCUGUAACAGUACUUAUGAGAACUACACCACCCUUGUUGUGGAGUUGGAUGCCUUCAACAAGUUCCUCAUAGAGUCUAGAUUUGUAGAAGCCUCAAAAUCCCCGCUGAACAAGUAUAUAGAUGAUACGGAAUGUGUGCUGUACAAUAAGAAGUGUGACAAGCUACUGAAUGAUGUCAGAAGUUUGUUGAGCCAAAGUCUUUCAUACGGAACAGAGGUGGUUGGAACAGAGAUCGUAAAUGAAAAUGAGUCCAUACUGGAAGUAACGGAAAAGACUGAAAACACAUGGGAUUUGAACAAGCCAGUAUUCCUGCCUAAAUGUGUAAUAUCACAAAAUGUGAAACGGAUUUUGCGGAUGAUUUUGGAGCAUUUAGAGGAGAGCAUCAAAUUGCCGGAGAAAUAUAGCACUCAGUUGGUCUCAUACAUCAAAGAUAUAACAGGGAUGUAUCAAAGCAUUGUACCUAAGAAGUUCAAAAUUAAUUUGGAGUGCUGCCCUCUGGACAUAGCUCUAUUCUUCAACAACUGCUUCUACCUGGCUCACGGGCUUCUAGGCCCCCCGUGGCGCUCCAGCCUGCCCGGCCCGCUAGCUGAUCACUUAACCACAACCAUGCUCGUCUGCAUCCAGGACCUGAGAGUGCUCGGCAUGGAGAAGAUAUCCCUGUAUCUGCAGAAACAGAAGAAUGUGAUUACUCAGAGCAUUGAGCCUAGUGAACUCUCAACCUGGUCCAAAACUAGCUACGAGCAGUUCGACACAGCAGUAAACAACGCCAUAAUCCUGAUGAAGGACCUCAAAUGCAGCUGGCACCACAUCCUGCCCACUCGGAUGUACGAGUUGGCCAUGUGCACUCUGGUGCAGGCGUUCUGCCAGUCCGUUCUGCAGAGGAUCUUCGCAGACAGCCGGCCUGUGCAGGAAGACUUAGUUUAUAUGCUGGCGGUGAGGCUGCAGGACUCGGUUGAAGAUAUCACUACACUUUUUGAGGAGCCGAUAGAACUCGACAAGAAAAUCAACGUAUGGACGAAGUUCACCAAAAUGCCUCAACUCCUCAAAGCCCAGCUGCUGGAGACCGCAGACGGGUGGAAGAACAAUAAGGAGCUGGCCCAGAGCUACUCCUGCGAGGAGGUCCGACAGAUUGUCAAGAUGAGGUUCCCCGACAACAAAUAUAGGCUUAACAUGUUAAAAGAAAUACAGUGAUU